Molecule: messenger RNA, 1221 nt
Organism: Ochlerotatus camptorhynchus
Lineage: Eukaryota; Metazoa; Arthropoda; Insecta; Diptera; Culicidae
Exons: 4
Coding region: 1-1221 (406 amino acids)
Source: RefSeq, a predicted model, not a curated record
AUGAUAAAGCUGAGUGAUAUCAUUUCAAGUGACGAGUGCAUCGAAGUUGUACGAAAUUCUCGCGUACAUGAUCAUACUUUUCGCGUGGUUAACUAUCGAUUGGAUAAAAUUGAAGGAGAACCAGGAUAUAUUGGUGAAUAUGCUCAUCUUGAAGUGACCGUAGAGCUGGAAAAUGGACAAACCCUCAUCACCAAGUACUUUCUAAAAUGUCUUCCGUUCACCGAUCUAAAGCAGCGCCAGUAUGUUCUGGAUCUCGGCAUGUUCACUAAGGAAGCUGUUUGCUAUAGGGAACUGCUGUCAACUUUCGAACAGAAUCCCGAAAAGGUGAUCAAAUGGAGACCGGCAUGUUGGUUGGCACGGGACGACCUGAUGGUCAUGGAAGAUCUGGUGAAUAGCGGUUAUCGAUCGAUGCCGUUUCAAAGACCAUUUGGCCAGACUCAUAUGGAGCUGGUAUUGGAACGAAUGGCACAGAUGCACGCCUGUUCGCUGGAUUUGGAAUACAAUCGAAUGAACGGGGUGAAGCUGGGAGAUCAGUUUGAAGGAAUGCUUUACGAGACGGCUUAUACGAGGCAGAACACAUGGUUUGUCACAGGGUUAAAGGGAAUUCUGACAGCAGCAUUGGAAGGAUCAAAGUACGCUAAACAUCCAGAAUACAAAGCAAUCAUUCAGGCGGAGUUGCUACACAGACUAGAUCGAAUCUACGAACUAUCGGAGCCAUUAAAUCGUUUUCAAUCACAAGAUCAAACCGGAGCGGACAACUACGAUAGGCCAAUAGACUGCGUGCUGAUCGAUUUCCAAUUAGUUCGGUAUCAACCACCUGCCAUCGAUUUCCUCUGUACCAUCUACAUGUUGACUCGAAGAUUCCAGCGGAACGAACUGUACGACUACUAUGCAAAGUACUACCACGAACAGCUAGGAGAGAAGCUACGGAAGCUCAAUCUUCAGAUCGAGAGUAUCCUACCGUGGAAACAGUUCCUGGACAGUUUGGACCACUACAAGCUGUUCGGUUUGCUGUGGUCUGGUGUUAUGCAUGCGUAUGUCAACCUCCCGGAAGGUCAUCUUGCCGAACUACAUGUGAAGGAUUCGGAAGCCUAUCACGAAUUCGUAUCUGUUAGCAGAGAUGCCGUGCUCAUGAAGUUUCUCAGCACGGAUCGGUACUAUCGGGACACUCUGCUGGACUCGGUUGAUGAAACUAUGGAGUAUUUGUUUGGAUUCAAAUAA